GCCGGCCGCGGGAGGGGGGCGGGGGGGCGGUUUGGAAAAAUGACUCAGUAAGUUCAGCGCGCCCGCUCCGGCCGGCCCUGCGCCUCCCGCCGCGCCCGGGAUGUAUUCGUCCCCGCUCUGCCUCACCCAGGAUGAGUUCCACCCGUUCAUCGAGGCCCUGCUGCCUCACGUCCGCGCCUUCGCCUACACCUGGUUCAACCUGCAGGCGCGGAAGCGCAAAUACUUCAAGAAGCACGAGAAGCGGAUGUCAAAGGACGAGGAGCGCGCGGUGAAGGACGAGCUGCUGGGCGAGAAGCCCGAGGUCAAGCAGAAGUGGGCGUCGCGGCUGCUGGCCAAGCUGCGCAAGGACAUCCGGCCCGAGUGCCGUGAGGACUUCGUGCUGAGCAUCACCGGCAAGAAGGCGCCGGGCUGCGUGCUCUCCAACCCCGACCAGAAGGGCAAGAUGAGGCGUAUCGACUGUCUCCGGCAGGCGGACAAGGUGUGGCGGCUGGACCUGGUCAUGGUCAUCCUGUUCAAGGGCAUCCCGCUGGAGAGCACCGACGGCGAGCGCCUGGUCAAGGCUGCGCAGUGUGGCCACCCGGUCCUGUGCGUGCAGCCGCACCACAUCGGGGUGGCCGUGAAGGAGCUGGACCUCUACCUGGCCUACUUCGUGCGUGAGCGAGACGCAGAGCAGAGCGGCAGUCCCCGGGCGGGGAUGGGGUCCGAUCAGGAGGACAGCAAGCCCAUCACGCUGGACACGACCGACUUCCAGGAGAGCUUUGUCACCUCCGGCGUGUUCAGCGUCAGCGAGCUCAUCCAGGUGUCCCGGACACCUGUGGUGACUGGAACAGGACCCAACUUCUCCCUGGGGGAGCUGCAGGGACACCUGGCAUACGACCUGAACCCAGCCAGCACUGGCAUGAGAAGAACGCUACCCAGCACCUCCUCCAGCGGGAGCAAGAGGCACAAAUCGGGCUCGAUGGAGGAAGACGUGGACACGAGCCCCGGUGGCGAUUACUACACUUCGCCCAGCUCGCCCACGAGUAGCAGCCGCAACUGGACGGAGGAUAUGGAAGGAGGCAUCUCAUCCCCGGUGAAGAAGACAGAGAUGGACAAGUCGCCGUUCAACAGCCCGUCCCCGCAGGACUCUCCCCGACUCUCCAGCUUCACCCAGCACCACCGGCCCGUCAUCGCCGUGCACAGCGGGAUCGCCCGGAGCCCCCACCCGUCCUCCGCUCUGCACUUCCCCACAACGUCCAUCCUGCCCCAGACGGCCUCCACCUACUUCCCCCACACGGCCAUUCGCUAUCCGCCUCAUCUCAACCCCCAGGACCCGCUCAAAGAUCUCGUCUCGCUGGCCUGCGACCCAGCCAGCCAGCAGCCUGGACCGUUAAAUGGAAGUGGUCAGCUCAAAAUGCCCAGCCACUGCCUUUCCGCUCAGAUGCUGGCUCCUCCGCCCCCGGGGCUGCCACGGCUGGCGCUCCCCCCUGCCACCAAACCCACCACCACCUCCGAGGGAGGAGCCACGUCGCCGACCUCGCCCUGUAAGCACGCGGGAAGCGGUGCCCUGGUGGGGCGGACGUCCGCAGGGAGGCCUGUCCUCUUCCCAGCCCCACUGCCAGGUCAGAGGUCAGGCCCAACCCUGCAGGACCUGGCGAGUUUGGUGGGUCUCUGGAGAGCAGCCCAGGGGCCGUGUGGUCUGGCCACAUAGGGCUGAGGCAGCCUUAGGGGCUGGCAGGACCAAGCCACGGCCCAGGGUGAGAGUCCAGGGUCUGUCCCCUUCGCUGAGUAGCCUGGGCGACCGUGGUUUCCACUGCAGUCUGCUGAAAACCUCCCCUGGUGUGUCAGGAAGCUGACGGUGGACACAGAUCUCAGGUGGCAGCCCAAGGGCCAGACUCGACCCCCAGACUGGUCUUUCGUUUGUGGAAAAGGAGAAUCAGUGUGAUCGUUUUAAAAUCAGGACGUUUCACAUAAAA
This is a messenger RNA of Sapajus apella (tufted capuchin), 1955 nucleotides long. RefSeq names its product nuclear factor I C (gene NFIC). Gene Ontology annotation, molecular function: RNA polymerase II cis-regulatory region sequence-specific DNA binding; DNA-binding transcription factor activity, RNA polymerase II-specific. The record is from RefSeq and is a predicted model, not a curated record. Bases 101 to 1690 code for a protein of 529 amino acids. The transcript is spliced from 9 exons. Lineage: Eukaryota; Metazoa; Chordata; Mammalia; Primates; Cebidae. Gene Ontology annotation, biological process: regulation of transcription by RNA polymerase II. Gene Ontology annotation, cellular component: nucleus.